ACACCCAAAAGCCCAAAUUUAAUUUUCUUAAACUUAAUAUAUAAGCAAGAAAAAAAAAAAAAAAACCCAAAGGAAAAAUGAAUUAAAAAGAAUUAAAUGGAAAUGUGAAAAACGCCCCAAAAUAUUCUUCCACACUCCCAGUCCCAUAUUCAUGUCCUUCUCCGAUUCCGAUCCUUCAAAUUUCCCCCGGAAAUUAACACCAAAUCACUGAAAUCCGAGCUUCAAAUCUUCAGUGAAUUCGCCGGAAAAGGACGAAAAUGUCGAAUAAUCCGUACAGUGACACCGUACCGCUCCACGCCACCUCUCAAUCCGACAUUGACGAGAUUGAAAACCUCAUCAAUUCCCAACCCUACCCUACCUCAGUCCUCCCUGCCCGGCCACCGUCUCCGCCGCGGGCUUCAAUUCCGAUUUCUUCUUCUCCACUUCCGCCGCCAGCUCCCCCGGCCUCGUCCGCUCCUAAGCCCGUCCCUGUUCCUCCCGCGGCCACUGCCGCCGCCAAGUUACCUCCAUUGCCCGUUUCUUCUGGUAUUAGCGGUGGUGGCGGGCCGUCGAAUAUUGCUUCUUCCGGAUUUGGGCCUGCUCCCAAUACAUUGACGGAGCCAGUUUGGGAUACGGUGAAGCGGGAUCUGUCGAGGAUUGUUAGUAACUUGAAAUUGGUGGUCUUUCCCAAUCCGUUCAGGGAUGAUCCUGGUAAGGCUUUGAGGGAUUGGGAUCUCUGGGGCCCCUUUUUCUUCAUUGUUUUUUUGGGGCUAACUCUCUCUUGGUCUGCAUCUGUUAAGAAGUCUGAGGUGUUUGCUGUUGCUUUUGCGUUGCUGGCAGCUGGAGCUGUGAUUUUGACAUUGAACGUAUUGCUGCUGGGUGGACAUAUAAUCUUCUUUCAGAGCCUUAGCCUUCUUGGUUACUGUCUAUUCCCUCUAGACAUCGGUGCCUUAGUCUGCUUGUUGCAGGACAAUGUUAUACUGAAGGUGGUAGUUGUCUCCAUUACAUUAGCUUGGAGCUCUUGGGCUGCUUAUCCAUUCAUGAGCACAGCUGUAAAUCCAAGGAGGAAAGCUCUUGCACUGUAUCCUGUCUUCCUGAUGUAUGUAUCUGUUGGUUUUCUCAUCAUCGCCAUUGAUUGACGCGUGAAAGCAGACCGUGCACCCUUAUAGCAGCAAAUCUAAUGAGAAGAUUCAACUCUAAUGGGCACUUGAAGGAUUUGAAAUCUGUAAUGAAAAUUUUGUGGAUUUCUGGCUGUCGAAUUGGAUGUUUGCAAGACGCAGAACGUAUUGGUGAUUCAGCACUUACUCAUCCAUCCUAGAAAGGCUACUAAAAAUAUGCUCUGUUCUAAAAGGUUUGCAAGCAAAUUAGCAUUCACUUGUUGGAGUAAUAUUUUAAUCACAGUGGACUUUCUACUUUAGGUUUGCAUCUUUUUUGGCCUUCUUAAGUCACUACCUUUUCAGGGAAUUUGCUAGUUGUCUUGGUAACAAAAUUCUUGCAAUUUGUAUAUCUCUUUUUGGCCUUCAUCCUCUCCAGCUAUUACUUUCUCAAUUUCUUGCUACAUGG
Messenger RNA from Oldenlandia corymbosa var. corymbosa, 1542 nucleotides. NCBI's taxonomy places the organism in Eukaryota, Viridiplantae, Streptophyta, Magnoliopsida, Gentianales, Rubiaceae. The record is from the annotation of a GenBank genome assembly.